GAAUACAGUGAUCAGUACAAGCCCAACCCAGCAGCUGUCUGAAGCUUAACCAAAGCUUAAACCCAAAGCAAACCAGAGGCAGAUCAGAUCAGAGCUAGUAGCAGCAAGCUCGCGAUCUCCCCCACCUUCUAGAACCUUCUAGAACCGCCGAAUGCCGCUCCACCACCACCGCCACCACCACCACUCCGCCGCCGUCGCCGUCGCCGUAGCCGACGACGACGACGAGGCCAAGCCGCGCCGCCCCUACUCCACCUUCGCCUCCCCGCGCGCGCCCACCUCCGCCUUCUCCGCCGCCUUCUCAACCCACCGCCUCCUCGUCCUCUUCUCCGUCGCCUGCCUCCUCGUCGCCGCGGCCUCCCUCGCCUUCGCCUUCUCCGCCCGCGCCGCGACCCUGCAGCCGCCGCCCCUCGCCGCCGUGGCCGAAGCCACCGCCAAGGUCGCCUUCCGCUGCGGCCGCGCCGAGGACACCCUCCGCGCCUUCCUCGCCUCCUCCUCGGGGAACUACUCCUCCGCGGCGGAGGGGAGGGAGAGGGAGAAGGUGCUCGCCGUCGUCGGGGUGCACACGGAGAUCGGAUCCGCCGCCCGCCGCGCCGCGCUCCGGGCCACCUGGUUCCCGCCCAAGCCCGAAGGCAUCGUAAGUUUGGAACAUGGAACUGGUUUAUCUUUUAGGUUUGUUGUUGGACGAACCAAAGAUAAAGAAAAAAUGGCAGAUCUUCAGAAAGAGGUAGACAUGUAUCAUGAUUUCUUGUUUGUUGAUGCUGAAGAAGAUACAAAGCCCCCACAGAAAAUGUUAGCGUUUUUCAAAGCAGCUUAUGACAUGUUCGACGCAGAUUUCUAUGUCAAAGCUGAUGAUGCUAUCUAUCUGCGCCCAGAUAGACUCGCUGCUCUUCUUGCAAAGGACAGGCUUCAUCAGCGGACAUACAUUGGUUGCAUGAAAAAGGGUCCAGUUGUCAAUGACCCAAAUAUGAAGUGGUAUGAAAGUUCGUGGGAAUUAUUAGGCAAUGAGUACUUCAGUCAUGCAUCUGGUUUACUAUAUGCUCUUUCUUCGGAGGUGGUUGGAUCUCUAGCUGCUACAAAUAAUGAUAGUUUAAGGAUGUUUGAUUACGAAGAUGUUACUAUUGGAUCAUGGAUGCUUGCCAUGAAUGUAAAGCAUGAAGACAACCGUGCAAUGUGCGAUUCGGCAUGCACUCCCACCUCCAUUGCUGUAUGGGACAGCAAGAAAUGUUCAAAUUCAUGUAACACAACUGAGAUAGUAAAGGCGCUUCACAACACUACCUUGUGCUCAAAGAGCCCUACAUUGCCACCUGAGGUGGAGGAUGAGUAGAACCUUAGUGUUAUUUUUUUUCCCGUCAACAGAUGCCAGCUUCUUGUUGCUGAGAGUUCUCCGAGAAGUGUACCAUCGCGAGAAUGAUGUAGGAUUUGUGUGCACACUCCCGAUAUUGGGAUAAGCGAACAAGACAAUAUGUAGGUUCAGGCAAAAUGUAUACUCCCGACUGAUAGAAGUGGGAACAUUUGUUGUCUUAUGUGCCAUAGCCGAUUCUGGCCAUCGAUUCUUUCACUGGCUAUGUUGUUCAUUGAUGUGUAUAUAACCAUAUAUAUACCCCAGUCUGCAUUGUUGAUCAUGAACUUCAUUUCAUGAUCAUGGAUAACUCCAGCUUAUUUGGAUUGAUGUGUUCUCAUAGAACCAGAACCCAGCUUAUGUCCGGUCGGAGUAAUAAUGACCAAUUCAUGUUGCUGAUUACACUCCUGAGAUAUGAUUAUCUGAAGUAAGGACCAAUUUAUGUUGCUGAUUACACUCC
Molecule: messenger RNA, 1799 nt
Organism: Oryza sativa Japonica Group (Japanese rice)
Lineage: Eukaryota; Viridiplantae; Streptophyta; Magnoliopsida; Poales; Poaceae
Product: probable beta-1,3-galactosyltransferase 12
Cellular component (GO): Golgi membrane
Molecular function (GO): galactosyltransferase activity
Source: RefSeq, a predicted model, not a curated record